AUGUCUCUUGCUGGAGCUCUAGAAGUUGGUAUACGAGACAAAAAUGGAGAAUUAGAAUAUAACCACGAUAUUCAAGAUUUCGAAAAUCUUUUGUUCAGAAUCAAGAUUGAAACUUUACCUAAUGAAGAAAAUUCUGCAAGAUUGUUUUUUGUUAAUAAAAAUGAUGAGAAAGAAAUUACUGUUCCUAAGGGAAUUAAAUGUAAAGAUGUAACUUUUAAAAAAAAUGUGCUAAAAUCUCCUUUACCUUUAACGCAAUAUUUUUUGAUUACACAUCUGAUGAAAUAUGUGAUCUAUUAUGAUCCUGAGAAAGGAAAAACAACAAAACGUACAAAAAUCUAUUCAGUAAACUCUCAAAAAAAAUUUAACAUUCAUAAUUUUAAAAAAACAACUGAAAUCUUAGAAAAUGAAC
This is a messenger RNA of Scutellospora calospora, 409 nucleotides long. The record is from the annotation of a GenBank genome assembly. Lineage: Eukaryota; Fungi; Glomeromycota; Glomeromycetes; Diversisporales; Gigasporaceae.